This is a messenger RNA of Sinocyclocheilus rhinocerous, 636 nucleotides long. RefSeq names its product transmembrane protein 37 (gene tmem37). NCBI's taxonomy places the organism in Eukaryota, Metazoa, Chordata, Actinopteri, Cypriniformes, Cyprinidae. The coding region runs from base 1 to 633 and encodes 210 amino acids. The transcript has 2 exons. Gene Ontology annotation, molecular function: voltage-gated monoatomic ion channel activity; calcium channel activity. Gene Ontology annotation, cellular component: membrane. The record is from RefSeq and is a predicted model, not a curated record.
AUGACUGCAAUAAAAAUCAGGGUCGGGGCUGUUCCACGUGGGAAGUCCACUCCUCUUUUUCUAGACUUAUUUUGCCGCAGUCUUAUUAUCCUGUGUACAUUUCUGUCUGUCAUCCUCUCGUCUAUUGCGGUGUGUGAUGGUCACUGGCUGCUCGCCGGCCGCCGUAUGUUCGGCCUGUGGUAUUUCUGCUCACUGGAGGAGCAGCAGGGCUCUGUGUUGGGGUCCCAAAGUUUUAAAGCAUCCUCUAACUGCACUAGACAUCUGGAGGAGGCAGGGGUGGAUGGUCUGGGCGUGGGCUUGGCGGUGUGUCGUUCUGUGAUUACUCUGGCUCUGGUCAGUGCCAUAUUCGGACUGGAGUUGCUUGUGAUGUCACAGGCCAGCGAAGGGAGGGACUCCAGUCAACGCUGGACCCUCGGGGCACGGCUGGUGCUGCUGGCGGGGGUAAUGGCUGCCGGAGGAGUUGCAAUUUUUGUACUCCUGUUAGGGGCAUUUGCAACGCUCCUUGGGUUUACUCUCACCUUCUGGUGCCAGUUCACCGCCACCUUCCUGUUCUUCCUCAAUGGAAUGGCAGCACGGCACAUCCAGUAUAUUGAACCGCUGUUGCCCUUUAGUGGACAUCCUGACAAACUGUAGAAA